AUGCUACCUUCCACCUCCAUCAAGCGCACCCCGUCAUGGGAUUCGUCCAAGAGGGCAUUUCUUCAGAGGAGAAAGAAGUCGCCAAGUGACGCCUCGGAGUCAUUUUCGACGACUUCGUGUCAUAGUGCGAGCACAAGCACUCUCUCAGAUAAAACAGAUCUAUCUAGUGAUGGAGACGAAGAUGUCGAAUUCACGCAGGGGACGCACUCCCCUGCAAAAGCAUUUCAGGCUAAGAAUCACUUCGCCACAAGAAGAGGCAUGAUUCAUCAUCCCUAUCCUCCCCACCAAGCUCCUUACAUGCAAGCCUAUGACCGUACACUUCUUGACAACGAUCGAUUCUCGGAUGCUCUCUUGCAACGACUCAGUACUAAUGGGACACCGUCGUUUCUCACAUUCAAUGGCAACCCGCCUACUACUAUUCUAGAUCUGGGAUGCGGUGCAGGAUAUUGGGCCAUUAGGGCUGCAAAACAUUGGCCAAACGCAAGGAUAAUCGGUAUCGACUUAAUUGCUCCAUCAAGCUUAAAUGACGGCAUUGCUACCCCAUCAAAUGUGGAAUGGAGGCAAAUGAACUUCGUCGGGCACCGAUUAGGCUUCCCAAGUGACACAUUCGAUCUCGUCCGGAUGGCGAACCUGUCCCUGUGCAUUCCCCUUGAGAGUUGGGAAGAGAUUCUCACGGAAGUCAUGAGAGUUUUGGCGCCCGGCGGGCGGCUAGAAUUGAUUGAUGAUCAAGCCUUAUUCCCAACCGUGAAACCUGUCGAGCGCGCUUCCGCUUCAUCGGCCGCCCGCAGCGUUUCUCCUUCCCGCUGUCAUUCGUACAUUGACUUUGAUGACAGCGACUCCGAUAACUCCGAUGACGAAGCCGAUGACGACUUCAAGAGCACACGGAGCACCCUAUCUGAGGAUGAGGAAGAAUCCCUCCCAUACGAUGCUGUGUCAGAAUGGACGAGAAAUGAAUCCAAUGCGAAAGAUCUCGAAGGUCUGUUUAUUGAUAUGCUCUGGAGCAAGUACAAGAUCCGCACGGACCAACGAAGAAACUUAGAGAAAGUUCUGGAUCAUGUUUUCGGACGAUACAACGCCCAGAGAGUCGCGGCGAUGACUCUCGCCAUUGCACCUCCAGUGCCCAAUUCAGACUCUGGCUCUGGCUCAGAUCCUGAUCAAGCGUCGGUGUCGAGCACAGACAGCAAGAGCCUGAAGAAGAAAAAGGGGAAAGUCUUCAAGCAGUGGAUUGCUGUUGAAUGGGACAAGAUCGAGAACAAGGGCAAGAAAGGUGACCGUUCCAGUGGAGAGAGCGUCCUUUCCCCCAUACCACAAGCUAUCAGUGCCAAAGCAGCAGGCCGUCUUGGUAUUUCCUCUUCUGCUACUGCUUCCCCCAAUCCACAAUCAAACCGAUGUUCGGUAAUUCCCCCACCCUCUCGUCCUGCUCAAUCUCCUGGGCUGGUCUUGUGGCCUAACACGUUGAUUGAACUGGGGCCCUUCGAGCUCGAGAUGCAUGCAUGCAAGCACAUGCAGAGUCUGCUCGGGUGCAAAGCCGCGUUGCAUGAGUACGCGCAAGAAUCCUUCCGUGACGCCGACGGAAAUCCCCUUUUAGAUGACGCAGUGUUAGAUGAUCUUAUCUGGGACUACGAGUGCUUUCGUCGGAAACGUUUUAACUGGCCAUCAGUGACUCCUGAAAUAGAAAAGUCUAUCCAUGAUGAGCCCUCUGUCACUCCCAAUCAUAGACUCUCGGCCGACAUCCUAUCUAUUCGUUCACGUCCUCGGGGAGGCUCAGACGCCAGUAUGAAGCAACCCGAGACAUCACGCUAUUCGAAAGACGAGCUCACUUUCGUGCGCUCCAUCUACGUGUACACUGCCAGCAAGACUACCGCCGACGAUAUCAUUUUAUCGUAG
This is a messenger RNA of Suillus bovinus, 1887 nucleotides long. RefSeq lists its product as uncharacterized. Bases 1 to 1887 code for a protein of 628 amino acids. The record is from RefSeq and is a predicted model, not a curated record. The transcript has 4 exons. NCBI's taxonomy places the organism in Eukaryota, Fungi, Basidiomycota, Agaricomycetes, Boletales, Suillaceae. Gene Ontology annotation, molecular function: methyltransferase activity.